CGUCGCUCCAACCGCGAAACACAACACGAUCGCUAUUAAAAUCAGAUUACCGCGAGUGCCAGUAGAGUUACCCCAUUGGUGGACAUGGAUGUUGGAGCAUUAGCGAGCUAGGGACGUGCAAUGCGCGAAGAGCGGAAUGCUCGCCCUCGGCGUGUUUUUUCUGACAGUGUUGGACUAUUGUGUACCGUUCUACCAUCAUCAGUUCGCCGUUCACGUCCCCGGCGGGCCAGGGUCCGCCGACGAGAUUGCCCAUAAGCAUGGCUUCAUCAACCAUGGACAGAUUGGCAACUUGAAGCACUUCUACCUUCUGUCACACCCUCACGUCAGUAAAAGGUCGCCAAAUGCCAGCACAGACCACGUCACUAGGCUCAAAAAUGACCCACAGGUGAGAUGGGCGAUGCAGCAGAGGGAAGUGAGGCGGACCAAGAGGGACCACAGGGCAGAGUGGCCGCGCCACGUGAUGCGGCAGUCCAGUGCGCCUUCUUUCCCCGACCCACUCUUCAAGGAACAGUGGUACUUGAACGGUGGCGCUGCAGACGGUCUCGACAUGAACGUCGGGUACGCUUGGAGGAAAGGAUAUACGGGGAAGGGGGUAGUUAUAACAAUUUUAGACGAUGGCAUCCAGCCAAACCAUCCGGAUCUGUCGCAGAAUUACGAUCCAGCCGCAUCAACAGACAUAAACGGGAACGACACCGAUCCCACCCCGCAGGACAAUGGCGACAAUAAACAUGGCACCCGAUGCGCGGGAGAGGUCGCAGCGGUCGCUUACAAUAGGUACUGCGGCGUUGGAAUAGCUUACAACGCCAGCAUCGGCGGAGUCAGGAUGCUAGACGGCCUAGUUAACGACGCAGUCGAAGCACAAGCCCUCAGCUUCAACACACACCACAUAGAUAUCUAUAGCGCCUCCUGGGGGCCAGAAGACGACGGAAAAACCGUCGACGGACCAGGCCCCCUCGCUAGAAGGGCAUUUAUAAACGGAGUCACAAACGGCAGAGGGGGCAAAGGAUCCAUUUUUAUAUGGGCGUCAGGAAACGGGGGGAGACACACCGACUCCUGCAAUUGCGACGGUUAUGCAAAUAGCAUUUUCACUAUAUCAGUUUCUAGCGCAACCCAAGGGGGGUAUAAGCCUUGGUAUUUAGAAGAAUGCUCGUCGACUUUAGCGUCGACUUAUAGUUCUGGGACGCCGGGGCGGGAUAAGAGCGUCGCUACCGUAGAUAUGGACGUCCAAUUAAGGCCAGAUCAUAUUUGUACUGUAGACCAUACAGGAACAUCGGCGUCGGCCCCAUUAGCAGCAGGAAUAUGCGCAUUAGCACUAGAAGCAAACCCCUUGUUGACAUGGAGAGACAUGCAACAUCUAAUAGUCAUUACUUCGAGAUCCCAGCCAUUAGAAAAGGAAGAAGGAUGGAUAGUUAAUGGCGUUAAGAGAAAAGUCAGUCAUAAGUUCGGUUACGGGCUAAUGGACGCGGCUCAAAUGGUCACAUUAGCAGAACAAUGGUCCAGCGCUCCGCCGCAACACAUUUGUAAGUCACAAGAAAUAAACGAAGACAAGUCCAUUGAAACAUCUUUCGGUUAUACGAUAUCAGUACAUAUGGAUGUAAAUGGCUGCAGCGGCACUAUGAACGAGGUCAGGUUUUUGGAACACGUUCAAUGUAAAAUUUCACUGAGCUUUUUCCCAAGAGGUAAUUUACGGAUACUGCUUACGUCGCCGAUGGGGACAACGUCCACCCUUUUAUUCGAAAGAACACAUGACGCAACUAGUUCCAACUUCGAUGACUGGCCUUUUUUAAGCGUACACUUCUGGGGCGAGAACGCAGAGGGCCGGUGGACUCUCCAAAUAAUAAAUGCCGGGAAUAAUCACGUAACUCAACCUGGAGUACUGAAAAAGUGGCAGUUGAUUUUUUACGGGACCGCCACUAAUCCUAUCCGGCUGCGAAAUAAGGGUUACUAUAAUUCAAAUAAUGUGUACCAGGAGGAAAAAACCUAUCACAUAAACGAUGUUUAUGACGCAUCUGAAUAUUCUCAAUUUCUCAACGAGAUCGAGCUUGGUAUUUCUGAUAGGCAUAGUUAUCCCAAGAACAUUCCGUCGGCUCAGCGAAAAAAUGUAUUGGCAGAUGCCAAUGAUAAACAGGUACAAAGAUUAUGCGACCCGGAAUGUGAUUCGCAGGGCUGCUAUGGCAAGGGUCCGACUCAGUGCGUCGCGUGCAAACAUUAUCGUUUGGAUAAUUCUUGCGUCUCGAGGUGCCCGCCGAGAAGCUUCGUGAAUCAAGGAGGCGUGUGUUGGCCGUGUCACGAGUCGUGUGAAACUUGUGCCGGGGCCGGCCAAGACUCUUGCCUAACUUGUGCACCCGCACACCUGUUAGUUAUUGAUUUAGCAGUUUGCCUACAACAAUGCCCAGAUGGCUAUUAUGAAGACCCCGACGCGAGUGCUUGCUUUCCGUGCGCCGAACACUGUUACACCUGCUCCGAAAAGGCCGACAUGUGCUCAUCUUGUGCACAUAAUUACUUUCUGUAUAACGGCUCUUGCUUAGCAGCUUGCCCGCCCGGUACAUAUCAAAAAGAUGAUUUUAGUUGCACGCCUUGCCACGAGUCGUGCGAAUCGUGUUCCGGGCCGAGCGAGACGGAGUGUGUUUCCUGUCGUCUCGGCGAUUAUGCAUUAAAAAACCGCUGCGUCCCAAAAUGUCCUUUAGGCUAUUACGCCGACGCACAAAGGAGGGAAUGUCUCUCGUGUCCAAUAGGAUGCACGAUUUGCACGUAUGCCGUCUGCUCCGUUUGCAAAGAGAAAUGGAUUCUUACCAAAGGCGGAAAUUGUUUCCCGGAUGGCAAUGACAAAUGCGACACCAACGACGAGUAUUAUGAGGGAGGGCGCUGUAAAAAUUGCCAUUCCACUUGCGACAAAUGUAGCGGACCAAAUGAGUGGGACUGUUUGUCUUGUUCGAGCCCGUUGUUAUUACAGGGAUCGAGGUGUGUCGCAGAAUGCGGUCAGGGGUUUUACCAAACGGCAGGGCGUUGUACGCGCUGUCCACAUACAUGUGCGGCGUGCGUUUCGAGGUUGAAUUGCACGUCUUGUGCUGGUGCCUUAAGGUUGCAAUCUGGGACGUGCCGAGUGACGUGUGCUCCUGGUUACUACCCUGAUGAAGGGACGUGUUCAAAGUGUUACCUAUCAUGUGAGACUUGUACAGGUCCGAGAAGAGAUCAGUGCGCGUCCUGUCCUCCUGAUUGGAGACUCGCAGCUGGGGAGUGCAGGCCAGAGUGUCCUCAGAACUUCUUUCCAUGGCAGGAGAGUUGUAGAAGAUGCCACCACUACUGCCAAGACUGCCGUGGUGCUGGGCCGCAGCGUUGUACGUCAUGCCCGCCUCACUUUUCCUUGGAAGGUGGCCUAUGCGUGGAGUGCCUUAGUUCUCAAUACUACGAGCCCAGGUCGAGAACCUGUGAGCCGUGUCAUGAUUCGUGCAGAUCUUGCUCGGGGCCUGGACCGACCAGCUGCGUCACUUGUGCCCAUCCUCUUCGUUUAGAUAGGGUAAACCACAAAUGUUUGCCGUGUUGUACAGAAAGUAUGCUCUCAUUUUAUUUGAGUACGAAUCAGACUACAGACUGUUGUCAUUGCGACAAAGACAUUGGGGGCUGUCUGAACGGCUCGUCAGCUGGGAAGCGGCGAAUCGCGGAGAACAUUCGCUCGCACGUAACCGCGUCUUUAUUCGUUGACGACGCGGCGGGCGCGGCGAGCUCCGACCGUACUUUGCUGGCGUGGAGCGUAGCGGCGACCGCGUUCGGGGUCAUCACGCUUAUCGUUAUUGUGAAGAUAACAACCAGAAAACGCAAACAUCGGACUAUGUUCCCGAAGACAGAAUACUCCCAGCUGACGACAGUUGACGAAGACCUGGUCGCUCUGUCAACAUCAACGACUACACUCAAAACUAGUGAGGUCAACGACCCAUUACAGACUUUGUGUGAACUCGAAGAACCAACAUAGCAAUUUGAACCUAA
Molecule: messenger RNA, 3984 nt
Organism: Ostrinia furnacalis (Asian corn borer)
Lineage: Eukaryota; Metazoa; Arthropoda; Insecta; Lepidoptera; Crambidae
Product: furin-like protease 2
Exons: 12
Coding region: 137-3970 (1277 amino acids)
Biological process (GO): protein processing
Cellular component (GO): Golgi membrane; trans-Golgi network
Molecular function (GO): serine-type endopeptidase activity
Source: RefSeq, a predicted model, not a curated record